CGCGCGUUCUACGCGCCGUGGCGGGCUAACAGCAAACUUUACAGAGUUGGCGAAAACCCGUUCAGUCGUUUCUCGGCGGUCUACCAGAGUGCACCCGUUCCGUUUUCCCGCAGCAACUUUCCGAAGUUCGUGAUGACGUUGCGUUGCGUUCUCGCGGUGCUGGCUUUGGCCGGCGUGACCCUAGCUGGCCCCGAUGUAACCGAACUGAAGGUGGACGUGGUCAGCGUGCCCGAGGGAUGUGAGACCAAGUCGAAGCAAGGAGACAUGCUCACCAUGCACUACACCGGCACGCUGGACGACGGACACAAGUUCGACUCCAGCUUUGAUCGCGAUCAGCCUUUUACCUUCCAAAUUGGCGUGGGUCAAGUAAUCAAGGGAUGGGACCAGGGGUUGCUCGACAUGUGUGUCGGUGAAAAACGAAAACUAACCAUCCCUUCAUCGCUCGGCUACGGCGAACGCGGGGCCGGCAACGUGAUCCCACCCCACGCCACACUUCACUUCGAGGUCGAGCUCAUCAACAUCGGCGACUCGCCCCCAAGCAGCAACGUGUUCAAAGAAAUCGACGCUGACAAGGACAACAUGCUCUCCCGCGAAGAAGUGAGCGACUACCUCAAGAAGCAGAUGGUUCCCCCAGACGGUGCUGAGAUGAGCGAAGAUGUCAAGCAGAUGCUAGAGAGCCACGACAAGCUCGUCGAAGAGAUCUUCCAACACGAGGACAAGGACAAGAACGGCUUCAUCAGCCACGAAGAGUUCUCUGGCCCGAAGCAUGACGAGCUGUAAACAAUUUAACCACCACUCUUGGUACAAUAGCGAUGCAACGCAAACGAACCAAAAAUGACGAUGCAGCACUCUGUGGUUAGGAAACUAAAGAAAAAGUAUACCAAUUCCUAACCUUUUGGUUAUAAAUACGAAACUUUUGGUGUGAUUUUUAAUUGAUUUCUCGGUGCUAUUUUUAAAGGUUACUUAAUGCACACGUGUUAUUAUUUUGAAAAUGCUCAACAGGCGGGCUAGGAUUUUAAUAAAAUAUAUUUAACUUGGUAGAAUCAAAGGAAAAUACGAAGAACUCAAUAGAACUGUGCAACCUAUCUGUUCGUGCAGUGACGACUACCAACAAACGCCAUCUGUCGAGUUCGUAUAUUUAUAUUAUAGUAAUAAUACAUGUCAAACCACAUAUUUAGACGUCUCCGAAAGUUUUAACUAAAUAGUGCUGUAAUCAUAUUCUUGCUUCAAUAACAAUUUACAAUAAUGCCGUGUAAGAGGGCAUACUUAGUUCCCCAACCAUAAUUGAUAAAGCGGAAAUGUUUACAAGAAGUUCCCAAUAUGUUGUUUAUUUUCUACAACCGUCCCAUUUCCAUAGACGAGGAAAACAUAAGUACGUCUUUAACCAUUUAAAUAAAAUGACACAUAUAAAAUAGUUAUUUAAUAUGCUAAUGUAGACUGAGUUUGAGCAUUUCGGAAUCAUCCGGAACUUACGGAUAUGUAAGCAAAUAUGCCCUAAGAUUUGCGUUGCAUCAUCUAGGUAGCUUUUCUUCUGUUCUCUCUUCUGUUCCCUUUCCAUCAGUCUCUCUUGCUAUAAUAAAUAACAUGUGAGUCAUUUUUGUUGUCUUUUGUACUUAUUUUACCUAUGUUGUUGGUAUCUUUGAAUUCGUUAAGUAUAUUUAGGUACAUAUUAAUAUAAUGAAAUUUAGCUAGUAAUGACUUUUUCAGCGUAAAUUAAUUUAUAUUAUGCUACUGUUACUUGUCGGUGCUGUGUAAAUACGAUGGCACGAAAGAGUACCUACUUGUCAAUUAAAAUAAUAUACAGCUGACAGACUUUUUACUUUGAAAUAGCAUAACACAAAACCUUGUCUGGAUUUGUCUACAAUGUUUAAAUAACAAUAGUUUGAAGUCCACGUAAACGUCUUGAUGCCUAAUAACUACAAUAUUAUAAGUUUAUAGGAACAAGGUUUGAUAAAUGUGACCAAAAGAUGUAGAAUUUUUUGAGGGUAUUCACUAUAAUAGUGAGUAUGAUAUUACAUUAUUUUUGAGUAAUUAGUAUAACUAGUUUACAUACAAUAUUAUAAAGUUAGUUACAAUACAUACUAAGGUAGAUACUGCAAGAUUGUGUCAAAAUCUGGUAAUAAGUAAAUCAAACAUUUGGAUAACGAUUUUCUAAAUAAAAUAUUCAUCAUCAAUAAUCGUCAGAAUAAAACUGUAUUCAGUGUUGUUAGUCCAUUCCACUGUAUUUAACGAAAUAAAAAAUAUUUAUAACCGUGAGAAUUUUAUUUGUACAUUGCACAUUUAGGUUUACAUUCUAUAUAUCAUUAAUGCUCCCACAUGCAAAAUUAAGUUAAGUAUUUUAAAAAUACGGUGUAUAAGUCGUAACAUAAUUUGAUAUAUCGAAUUUUCGCGAAAAUCCUAGGAAUUUGAGAAAACAUACAUGGAUAUUCGACAAUGGCGACGUCAUUGCUUAAUCUUACUCAAAAAGAUAAGAAUUAAGACAGUGAGAUUAUGAAAAGAAUUGUAGACUUAUUCCCCCUUAUUAAUAAAUCAAGAAUAAACUUGGAUUAGUUAAUCCAUGUUUUGUCUCUGUUCAUUGAAUGCCAAAUGGCAUUUGAGUGACAUGAACAAAACACGGCGUAACUAGUCUAAGCUUAUUCCUUGUUAUAAAGCCAUUUCGCCUUACCCCCAAAACUUACUCGAAAGCCCCCAAAAUUCAGGUUUAAAAAAAACCCAAUAUGCAAAAUAUUUAUUUAAAAUACAUAAUAUGUAUUUCUGUAAUAGCAUCCAUUACAGGAUCCACAUCUUUGCACUCCUUUCUAAAUCUUGUAACUUAACUUUGUUUUGAUGAUGCCAUUAUCUUACCAAGGUGCAAGCAAUUAAAAGGACAAAUUACGAUUUAGCAGAGCAAAGAUGAUAACUAGUGUCGAAUCGAUUUGCAGUUUAAGCUAAAGACCAUUAACGACUGGCUUACUUGCUUGACUUGACAUGGAUAUGACUGAGCAAGACGGAAUGGACUGAAGAGUACUUUUUAAGUGGGCUUUGGACUUAGGGGUCCGAAUCGGGCUCACUGAAUGAAUACAGUUCAGUGAGCCCGAUACUGGCAUGAUUAUCUAAGCAUAAUAAAUUUAAAGGACAUUGACGAAAUUGGCCCUAGCAUGCCCAAAAGAAUAUCCUUCACUAUUAUUUUUCUAUUAUUUUUUUAACUUAUUAGCAAUUAAUCAUAGUUAACGGACAAGCUGUUUAAAAAAAUAAAAUAUAAAAGUUCUGUUACUAGAUAAGUACUACAGUAUGUUCAUCCAACUUGUCCUAUUUGGUAAACAACAUGGCACUCCUUUUUAUUGAAAAUACAGCAUUAAAAAUCAACUGAUAACUGGAUUCAAUAGGUUUCAGUCUAUAAUAACGAUAUAUUUUAAUAGUUUAUUGACUUGUUUAUAUUUUAUUUUUAAAUGGGUGAUUUUG
This is a messenger RNA of Chilo suppressalis (striped riceborer), 3441 nucleotides long. The record is from the annotation of a GenBank genome assembly. NCBI's taxonomy places the organism in Eukaryota, Metazoa, Arthropoda, Insecta, Lepidoptera, Crambidae.